UAUUUUGAAGUGUGUAAGUAAGACCGCUUCGUGGUGAGCUUCCCAAAACAACUGUGUCCUCGGUUUCGGUCAAAUGUAGUUAUAUCUCCAAAAAUUUCAGUCAUGUCGACGGCUAUGAACUUCGGAACCAAGUCGUUCAAACCUCGGCCACCGGAUAAAGGAUCCUUCCCCUUAGAUCAUUUCGGUGAAUGUAAGGCGUUCAAAGAGAACUUCAUGCGCUGCCUCAGAGAGAACAACUUCGACAACUCUCUGUGUCGACUGCAGUCUAAAGAGUACCUGGAGUGCAGAAUGGAAAACCAGUUGAUGGCUAAGGAACCUCUGGAAAAGCUCGGCUUCAAGGAUUUGAUGGACCAACCCCAGGCAGAGAAUACAGAGGCAAAACCCUGAAGAACGCCCAUGAUGAAGUGCCUGAAAUGUCUUCUUCCUCACCACCUUUUCAGUUCCCUUAGGUUAUUUAAGCUGUGAUAUCGAUGGCAUGUAAAUUGUGUAAAUAUAAAAAUGUUUGAUAUUC
Molecule: messenger RNA, 511 nt
Organism: Pygocentrus nattereri (red-bellied piranha)
Lineage: Eukaryota; Metazoa; Chordata; Actinopteri; Characiformes; Serrasalmidae
Gene: cox19
Product: cytochrome c oxidase assembly protein COX19
Exons: 3
Coding region: 103-387 (94 amino acids)
Biological process (GO): mitochondrial respiratory chain complex IV assembly
Cellular component (GO): mitochondrial intermembrane space
Source: RefSeq, a predicted model, not a curated record